Molecule: messenger RNA, 558 nt
Organism: Meloidogyne enterolobii
Lineage: Eukaryota; Metazoa; Nematoda; Chromadorea; Rhabditida; Meloidogynidae
Source: the annotation of a GenBank genome assembly
AUGGUGCUCCUGAUUGAUGAAAUUGCUAAAAUUUUAAAAUGCAGUGUUACUUCACUGCGCUAUCAACUUAUUCACCCUUCAAAUCGUGAUAAAAUUUUAAAACAACUAAAGGGAAAGAAAUUAAAAACAACUUAUUUGGAUAAUAAUGGGAUGAGCAAAACUUUAUUUUUUGAUGAUUUGAGUCGAAAUGGAGCAAAUAGUAUUCUGGCUUAUGGACGACUUUCAUCACCUUUUAAUGUUAAUGUGGCAGCACAUUUUUACGCCCGACAUCGUAUACGACUCAAUCACCCUUAUCAUUUGUGUGUAGUUCAACGACAAACCCAUGAAGAUAGAUAUUACCCUUUGGAAUUAUUAGAAUUAGUGGAGGAAGAACCUUUAUCUGGGUGGAUGGCAAAUAUUUUUAUUGAUAAAACAACUCAAUCAACUUCUGAACAAUCUGAAAGGGAUUUUGAUGUAACAACACCUGUGCCUCUUUCCGACUACGACGAUAAUCUUUGUUAUGGAGGAAGAAAAUUUAGCCAAUCAGAAGAUGACUUUGAAUACAUGCACGGCUGGUAA